This is a messenger RNA of Formica exsecta, 1953 nucleotides long. Its product is annotated as RNA-binding protein cabeza-like. The record is from RefSeq and is a predicted model, not a curated record. Bases 187 to 1476 code for a protein of 429 amino acids. NCBI's taxonomy places the organism in Eukaryota, Metazoa, Arthropoda, Insecta, Hymenoptera, Formicidae. Gene Ontology annotation, cellular component: nucleus. The transcript is spliced from 8 exons. Gene Ontology annotation, molecular function: RNA binding; transcription coregulator activity. Gene Ontology annotation, biological process: regulation of DNA-templated transcription.
UGAUAGUACGUCCCAAAAGGGGCGAAUAUCUAGAAAAGAAGAGGAAGAAGAUAUAUAAUCUCGAUAUUUCGUCAGAAUUGCUUGCUGAUUCAAGCAUUGUCAGCUUUUCCGUUUCUCAGCAUCGUGCAUCGAUAGUUUCUUUUUUCACUUCGUUCGAACACUGUAUCCGUCGAGAAGAACGGCACAAUGACGGACAAUCAAUAUUCCAAUUAUCAACAACAAGGAUAUAAUCAAUAUAGCCAACCACCACCUUCGGCUGGUCAGGAUACAUCGUAUCCACCUCCCUCUGCUGGCACAGGUGGCUACAAUCAAUAUAGUCAGCCACCUCCAAGUACUGGUACCAAUUAUGGCAAUUACGGCAGCUACAACUCUAACACUGGUCAAGACUACAAUCCAUCUCCAAAUCAAGGCAGCUAUGGACAGAAUAGCUACAGUGGAGGUAGUAAUGCAGGCAGCGGGGAUAGUGGUAAUAAUUACGGUGGAAACUAUGGACAUGGAAGUAGCGGAAGCGGUGGUGGGGGAUAUAAUCGUAACUCUGGUGGUGGCUAUAGUGGAGGCCAAGGAGGUGGCGGCGGAGGCGGUAGAUAUGGCGAUCGCGGCGGUUAUGGAGAUCGCUCCGGCGGUGGUUACAACAGUGGCGGUGGCCGUGGUGGUUAUAACAAAGGAGGCUACGGUGACCGCAACAGUGGCGGUGGUGACGGAAUGGUUACUCAAGAGGAUACUAUCUUUGUAUCCGGUAUGGAUCCAUCGAUCUCCGAGGAAGAAAUUUGUCAACAUUUCGGUGCGAUCGGCGUGAUUAAACAUGACAAACGUACGGGCAAGCCGAAAAUUUGGAUGUACAAGGAUAAGAAUACGGGAAAAUCGAAAGGGGAAGCGACAGUCACCUACGAUGAUCAGAAUGCCGCACGCUCGGCCAUUAGCUGGUUCGAUGGCAAGGAUUUUAAGGGUUGCACGAUAAAAGUACAAAUAGCGCAGCAUAAGAGUAGCUGGCAGGGCAAUCGGAUGGGUGGCAGUCGCGGCGGCGGUGGCCGUGGUCGUGGCGGCGGAGGUUUCGGCGGUCGCGGCGGCAGUGAUCGCGAUGAUCAUCAUCGUGGGGGUGGCGAUGAUCGUGGAGGCCGCGAUGGCGGAGGCCGCGGUGGCGACUGGAGGUGUCCGAAUCCCGAUUGCGGUAAUACAAAUUUCGCAUGGCGGGAUCAAUGUAAUCUCUGCAAAAGCUUAAAACCGGAGGGUCUCGGUGGUUACGGCGGCGGGGGUGGCAGCGGCGGUAGGGGCGGUGGUCGAGGUAGUGGCGAUCGCGGUAGCCGAGGAGGUUAUAGAAGCGAUCGAGGUGGACGCGGAGGUGACAGAGGCGGUAGAGGUGGCGGCAGCGGUGGUUUCCGGGGCGGAGACCGAGGAGGCCGCGGAGGCCGAGGUGGUCCUAUGAGGGGAGGCGGCGGUCGAGGCGAGAGGGACAGGGAUCGCCAGCGACCAUAUUAAUUUCAUAUUCAUAUAACGGUCGUACGACUUUUACUGUCACUAAACGACUUGUACACAUUUUUGUAUACACAGUUUCAAUGCUUGUACAUUUCGCCAAGUGAUAAAUCACUCUUUACAUGUGUCAUGUACUUUUAUUUUUUUUUGCGUAAUUUUUUUAUAUUCAUCGGAAAUACGAACUACAUAUGUAUAUUACGUUCGUGUAUACAAAACUAUUUCUAUGUAAAAUCAAAUCCAAUAGGAAAUAAUAGGUAAGACUUUGCGUUGCAUAAGUAUAUGUGUAACUGUUUGAUUUAUUUAUCGCCCACUAUCUCAUUUAAACAAAAUAAAAGCGAAAAAACUUUGGGAAAGUUUAUUUAUUGAAAGUUGAAAAUAUAAUACAGUUAAUUUGUUAUAUAUAUAUAUAUAUAUGUAUACAAAUCUGAUGGAGAAUUAUAUAACUCAGAAACGUGACCAAAAUAAAUAUGUCUUCGUCUAUAA